UCUUCGUUACAAAUUGGCAACAUCGUAAAAUCACAUAACCUCAAUUGUCUCUAUCUACAUGUAAAAAUGUUCAAAAAAUUCGAUGAAAAGGACAGUAUUUCCGGAGUGCUUCAAUUAAAGUCGUCCGUGCAAAAAGGAAUCAGGACAAAAUUGAUCGAAUCGUAUCCGCAUCUUGAGCACCACAUAGAUGCGAUUUUACCAAAAAAAGAUGCACUGAGAAUAAUUAAAUGCCAUGAUCACAUUGAAAUAAUAGUAAACACAGCUGGUGAACUGUUAUUCUUCAGACAGAGAGAGAGCCAAUGGAUGCCCACAUUAAGACUGUUCCACAAAUAUCCAUUCUUUUUACCAAUGCAGCAAGUUGACAAGGGGGCCAUAAGGUUUGUAUUAAGUGGAGCAAAUAUUAUGUGUCCAGGUCUAACUUCUCCAGGAGCUCAAAUGACUGAUGUUCCUAAAGACACAGUUGUGGCAAUCAUGGCCGAAGGUAAAGAUCAUGCUCUGGCCAUAGGAAAAACAACUUUAUCAACUGAAGAUAUCUUGAAAGUGAACAAAGGAAUUGGCGUUGAAAACUGCCAUUAUUUAAAUGAUGGACUUUGGCACAUGAAACCUGUAAAAUAAUUAUUUUGUAUAAUAUGAUGCAAUUAAAUUAUGAUUUGUA
This is a messenger RNA of Aethina tumida (small hive beetle), 655 nucleotides long. It is a transcript of the gene MCTS1, whose product is annotated as malignant T-cell-amplified sequence 1 homolog. Lineage: Eukaryota; Metazoa; Arthropoda; Insecta; Coleoptera; Nitidulidae. The record is from RefSeq and is a predicted model, not a curated record. The transcript has 6 exons. Gene Ontology annotation, biological process: formation of translation preinitiation complex. Gene Ontology annotation, molecular function: RNA binding. The coding region runs from base 67 to 615 and encodes 182 amino acids.